This is a messenger RNA of Anolis sagrei ordinatus, 556 nucleotides long. It is a transcript of the gene IFNG, whose product is annotated as interferon gamma. Lineage: Eukaryota; Metazoa; Chordata; Lepidosauria; Squamata; Anolidae. Gene Ontology annotation, biological process: humoral immune response; adaptive immune response. The record is from RefSeq and is a predicted model, not a curated record. Gene Ontology annotation, cellular component: extracellular region. Gene Ontology annotation, molecular function: cytokine activity; type II interferon receptor binding.
UCGAAGGGUGUUCUUACUUGCCUUGAGAGCAAUGGCCUGGCAGAUUUGUUUGAUCAUCCUUCUGGCUGCUAGUUCUUCAUUGGGUCUCCCCAGUUCAACUUCUGAACAUAUAACUGGUGCGAUUGAAAGUUUGCAGAAAGACUUCAAUGCCACUUGGUCUGAUGUUGCUGAGGGCGGGCCUGUUUUUAUACGUUUACUGGAUAGUGGUCUAUGGUCACAGGCCAAUGAGAAAAAAUUAUUAAUAGCCCAGAUUAUUUCUAUGUAUGUGCAAAUGCUGAACAAUAUAACCAAAACUCCAACUCCAGGAUAUAUCAAGGAAUUGAGAGAAGCUCUGGAAGACUACAAAGAUCACUACAAUGAAAGCUUGAUGAAAGCAAAUGAUCUAAUUCAGUUGGCACAGCUUCCGAUGGACAAUUUGAAAAUCCAGCGCAAGGCUGUCCUGGAAAUGACUCGUGUCCUACAAGAGGUGAGAAAAGAAGAGAGCAGAAGGAGACGGAGGAGCCAAAGACAAAAUUCCAGGGGCCUGAAAAGACAGAAACCAAACAUCAUGGGAUAA